Molecule: messenger RNA, 6248 nt
Organism: Hippocampus comes (tiger tail seahorse)
Lineage: Eukaryota; Metazoa; Chordata; Actinopteri; Syngnathiformes; Syngnathidae
Product: kinesin-like protein KIF1C
Exons: 27
Coding region: 505-4098 (1197 amino acids)
Biological process (GO): microtubule-based movement
Molecular function (GO): ATP binding; microtubule binding; microtubule motor activity
Source: RefSeq, a predicted model, not a curated record
AUUCUGAAAAGUUACUCAAUUUGGCAAGAAAACUGCCAAGUUGGUAUUAAUGGUUGGUCCCGCAGGAUGCUACCCCAAAAAUUCCAUCCAAAUGUGAUGUAGACUUUCAGAGUAAGAGCCAACCAUUCCGGUUCUGGCAGUAACUCGACUCCUCUUGGAGAUUGGGCGGGCCCUCGCGGGUCUCGAGGCUGUGCGUCGUGAACGCGCCCGCCAGCUCAGGCACGCACCCGCCGCGCGGCCACGCCACCGGCCAGGCUUCCCCCCCCACCCCCGUCUCCUUCCUGUUGUUCCAACUCCAUUUUCCCCUCUCCAAAGUCCACCUUGGCCGCCGUCUACCGGGGCGACGACGCGUGGAACAGCAGCGGAGCGCCGAGGGUCGCCGGCGCCCACAGUCGCCGCCGCCGGGUGUCGAGACUUCCAGGUCCUCCCGAGUCUACCGCUCGGCCGGCCCGCAACUUUUUCAGCGGUCACGGUGACGUCAACUCCGUCACUUCGUGGGCUGAGAUGGCGGGUGCUUCGGUCAAGGUGGCAGUGCGCGUCCGGCCGUUCAACGCCAGGGAGACAGGGCGCAAUGCCAAGUGUGUCAUCCAGAUGCAGGGCAACACCACCUGCAUCGUCAACCCCAAACAGCCCAAAGAUGCAGCCAAGAACUUCACUUUUGACCACUCCUACUGGUCGCACACCAUGGCCGACGACCCGGCCUUUGCGAGCCAGCGUCAGGUGUACCAGGAUAUCGGCGAGGAGAUGCUGCUGCACGCCUUCGAAGGUUACAAUGUGUGCAUUUUUGCGUACGGCCAGACCGGGGCGGGGAAGAGCUACACCAUGAUGGGCAAGCAGGAGGCGGGGCAGGAGGGCAUCAUUCCACAGUUGUGCGACGACCUGUUCCAGAGGACCGGGGCCAACGCCGAUCCCGAUUUGACCUAUUCUGUCGAGGUGUCCUACAUGGAGAUCUACUGCGAGCGCGUCCGGGAUCUGUUGAACCCCAAGUCCCAGGGGACCUUGCGGGUGAGGGAGCACCCCAUCCUGGGACCAUACGUGGAGGACUUGUCCAAAUUGGCUGUGACCGGAUUCUCUGACAUUCGGGACCUGAUGGAUGCCGGGAACAAAGCCCGGACGGUGGCGGCCACCAACAUGAACGAGACGUCGUCGCGCUCGCACGCCGUCUUCACCAUCGUCUUCAGCCAGCGGCGCCGAGAUCUCUUGACCCAGCUGGACACAGAAAAGGUCAGCAAGAUCAGUCUAGUGGACCUGGCGGGGAGUGAACGCGCCGACUCCUCAGGGUCCAAGGGCACCCGACUCAAGGAAGGAGCCAACAUCAACAAGUCUCUCACCACACUGGGAAAAGUCAUCUCUGCUUUGGCCGACAUGCAGAGCAGCAAGAAGAGGAAGAGCGACUUUAUUCCCUACAGAGAUUCGGUGCUGACGUGGCUCCUUAAGGAGAAUCUGGGCGGAAACUCUCGCACGGCCAUGAUCGCCGCUCUCAGUCCUGCUGAUAUCAACUAUGAAGAAACGCUCAGCACUUUGAGGUACGCCGACCGAGCCAAGCAGAUCCGCUGUAACGCCAUCAUCAACGAAGACCCCAACGCCAAACUGAUCCGAGAGCUGAAAGGGGAAGUGGAACGACUUCGGAGCCUCCUCUUCGCUCAGGGCCUGCACGAGCUCAUCCACAACCAGGCCAACAACAACGGCUCCUCCACAGGAGGUGUUUCCUUACCGCUGACUAUCACAGCCAAUGGGACGGCCGAUCUGAAAGACUCCGCCUCUUCAGGUGUGUUUGACCUCAGUGAGUCAGCGGAUGUUAAUCACCUUCCUGCCGGGGAGGCCGAGGUUGCCACGGAAACCAUCAGUAAAGAGGAGGCGGCUGAGAGACUGCUGGAGACAGAGAAAAUCAUGGCUGAGCUCAACGAGACAUGGGAGGAGAAGUUAAGGAAGACGGAAUCCAUCCGUUUGGAGAGGGAGUCGCUCUUGGCCGAAAUGGGCGUGUCCAUUAAAGAGGAUGGAGGGACCCUUGGUGUCUUCUCUCCUAAAGGGACUCCUCACCUUGUCAACUUGAACGAGGACCCUCUCAUGUCCGAGUGCCUCCUCUACUACAUCAAGGAAGGAUUCACCAGAGUGGGACAGCAGGAUGUGGACAUCAAGCUGUCUGGACACUUCAUCAAGGAGAUCCACUGUGUGUUUGUGAGUGAGACCAACGAACAAGGAGAAGUGGUGGUCACUCUGGAGCCACUGGUGGGGGCGGAGACUUAUGUCAAUGGGAAGCAGAUCACGGAAGCGGUCGUCCUCAAGCAAGGGAACCGCAUCGUGAUGGGCAAGAACCACGUGUUCCGCUUCAACCAUCCGGAGCAGGCCCGGCUGGAGCGGGAGCGCAGCGUCACGGCCGACCAGCAGGGGGAGCCCGAGGACUGGACAUACGCUCAGAGAGAGCUGCUGGAGAAACAAGGCAUUGACAUCAAACUAGACAUGGAGAAGAGGCUUCAGGACAUGGAGACCCAAUACCGCAAGGAAAAAGAGGAGGCUGAUCUGCUGCUGGAGCAACAGCGGCUAUAUGCGGACAGCGACAGCGGAGAUGAUUCCGACAAACGCUCGUGCGAGGAAAGCUGGAGACUCAUCUCCUCCCUUCGAGAGAAACUACCUGCCAACAAGGUGCAGUCCAUCGUGAAGCGUUGCGGUCUUCCGAGCAGUGGGAAGAGGAGAGAGCCUCAAAGAGUCUAUCAGAUUCCUCAGAGGAGGCGGAUUAGCAAAGACCCGAAGCGCGUCACCAUGGAGGAUCUUCGCUUGCAGGCCGUCAAAGAGAUCUGCUAUGAGGUGGCGCUGGGAGACUUUCGCCACUCCCGCCAGGAGAUCGAGGCGCUGGCCAUUGUCAAGAUGAAGGAGCUUUGCCGCAUGUACGCCAAGAAGGACGCCAACGAGAAGGACAGCUGGAAGGCGGUGGCGCAGGACGUGUGCGACACGGUGGGCAUCGGGGAGGAGAGGAGCCCCCCCUCGGAGGAGGGAGGUGGAGGAGGAGGAGGUGAGGCCAGCGAAGGGGGAACCGCCUACGACCUGAAGGCUCACAUUGACAAGCUAACAGACAUCUUGGAGGAGGUGAAGCUGCAGAACAACAUGAAGGAUGAGGAAAUAAAAGCGCUGCGUGACCGAAUGAUCAAGAUGGAGAGCGUCAUCCCCGUCAAGGUAGAGGGCGCUACGUCUGAUCAGAGCGAGCAGGAGAACAGCGAAGAAGGGGGCGGGACUCCCCAGAAGGAGGACCGGGUGCAGCGUCUCAUGGACGAGGAUCCGGCUUUCAGGAGAGGGCGCCUCCGCUGGCUGAAGCAGGAACAGCAGAGAAUCGUCAACCUACAGCAACAGAACAUCAGCAAAAAGCUGCGAGGCCUCAAUCAAGGAGAACCCAGUCACAACGUGCACCUCCCCGGGACAGGCCGCUUCAUCCCUCCCCAGGACUGCAAGCUCAAGUUCCCCUUCAAGAGCAACCCGGCGCACCGAUUCUCCUGGGGACCGGCCAGCGCCGCCCUGCAGGCGCUGGGUUUGGGAGAAGGGGAGGUUCCGGGGGAGGGCAGGGGAGGAGCCGAGGGAGGUGGGGUUGAGGGGACCCCCACCCUUCCUUUCCAGGCCCCGCCCCCACGCAUGCGCAGCCCUAGCCCGCAACGUGCCUGGCAACAGCGAAACCACGGCAACCACCGGCAGCAGCGCUACCGCCGAAACUCAUUUGACGGCUCCGCACCCGGCAACGGUAACCAUGGCGGCGGUGAGCAGCACCAAAGGGGCGGGGGUCACCAAGGAAGACCAAGACAGAGGAGGGGCCCAUCACCCGGGCCGGGUGGACAACGGGGGGGAGGCGACGCAGGUUUCCAUUACAACAAACAUCCUGCCCCUCCUCCUCACCAUCAUCAUCAGCAGCAGCAACAUCCGCAUCUUCAUCAUCCGUACUACAACGCCCACAAUGCACCAUUCCCGAACUACCACGCUGCCCCUCCUCUUCCCGCCCAAAUCCUCCUGGGCCCGCCCUUGGCCGGGUGGGGCUUCACCACGCCGCCGCCGCGCAUGAGACGACAGUUCAGUGAGCCGGACCUCAACAACCAGCAAACCCCCUCUGACCUCUGAACUCUGAGCCCGGAUUCGCUACUCCCAACAUGCUGUAUGCAGUAAAACCCCCGCAAUUCACCGGCCGUGGGGACCAGCGGCCCUGUCACAAAUCGUGAAAAACCGCAAGCCAUUGACUCUCCCGCGUUAAAAGGUUUACAACUGCCUAGUUUCAAAGUUUAAACCACAAACAAAGAUCCAAAAACACUAACAGAUACACACAUCCAGAUGAUUUGAUUUCAGGAGAGCAAAAGUGUAUACAUACUAUUUUUUUUAAAAAAUCGGAACAUCAGAUGAACUUACGUCUCAUAUUUUAGAUUUAACCUCUGUAAAUAAUUCAUUUGGCGCAAAGCAUGUAAUUUCUUAAGAUGAAACAAACCAUUUAGUUGCAAGUGGUGGCUAGUUACAAAAUUUGCUUCACACUUUAGAGGUUGAGAGUUGAAAUCCGAGCUCUGGCCUUCGUGUGUGGCGUGUGCAUGUUCACCUUGCGCUGGCUGGGAUUUGCUUCUGGUCCUGCAGUUUCUCCCCGCACUCCAAAUAUGUGCGUGUUAGGUUCAUUAAAGACUCGGAAUUAUCCUUAGGUGCAAAUAUGAGUUUGUUCCAAUCUUCAAAAUUGUUUACAUAGGAAGUAAAAACUUUCAGGUUCACCCUAAAAUAUUAUUUGUGUUAGCCCUUUCAUGCACCCUGUAACCUGAUUACAUGAUAAGCUGUCCACUAUAGUAACCGCUGCCCCUGAAAGCGUUAAGUUAUAAAUCCAACUAGAUUUUUUAAAUUUCAGACCACUUGAAUGAUUGGUUUGCUUCGCUUUUAAGAAAUAAGUAAGAAUGAAGUUGAAAAUGUCCAUUUGUGCUAAAUUAAUUACAUGAGUUAAAGCUAAAAUAUGAGAUGUGAUAGAUUAGUUACAUUUUUUUUCGGUUCACAACCCUCGAACUUCCGCUAACCACCCGGGCUAAACUUAGCUCUGCCCCCACACACGAAAAUCUUAAUAGAAUUCCUUGACAGCAAUGACUACUUUGCUAUUAUCCAGGGCUUUGGUGCCAUCUUAGUGACACAAAAGACCGAAAGCUGCAGUUCGGAGAAUUUGACCACAAAUAAUGGAGGAGACGCUCCUCGAAAAAUAUAAGCGAAAAGGUGAAUUUCUGAAAGGCCAGCCGCUAAUAUGCGGGGGAUUACUGGUGUGUGUGAAUGUGUGUGUGUCUGAGUGUGUGUGUGUGUGUGUGUGUCUGUGUGUGUGUGUAUACACUGUUGCCAUGUAAACAGGUCAUAUGUGUGGAAGCUGGUUUUUUUGACUUGAUGGUGGUCAUGUGAUCACGUCAGCUCCUGCGGCUUACUGCUGUUAGCUUGUUGUAGUUGUUGUUUUUCGUAGAUUUUUUUUUUUUUUUUCGCCCAGGAGGUUAGAUGUAUUGUCAUGCUAAGGCUAUAUAGCGUAGCAUCGGGAAAGCGUUUGAACACACCGACAACAUUGUGUACAAUGAUGAAGACAAACGAUGCUAUGUACAGAAUGGCUUCCAAAGUUAGCAGGUUAGCUGCCUGCUAAUCACUCGAACCAAAGAUGCUGACGCGGUUUAUGUGUACUUUGAAAUGGACUGCAGGAAAUGGAAUCAGUCAGGACGAUUACUGGAAUGCGAAAGUGAAGGAUGUGGAGUUUUGGGAGAAUAUUCGACAAAGCUCAUGGAAUCAUAUUUUGGGAGUUUUUUUGGGGAAGGAGCUGGAAGUGAUGAAGGUGCAGUCGUAGAUUUUUUUUUCUCCAUUUUUCUUUUUUGAGAUGUUUUUUUUUUUUCGCCCCACUCAUGUUAGCCAAUUGAGGGAUCUACAAGCGCCCUGUCCCCGCUGAGCAUGAUGGGAAAUGAUGACCAUGCCUUUAGUGUAACCCCCCCCCCACCUGUGUGUGCUUUCUAACCUCAUCCUCACUCAUAUUAUUAUUCAUUUGAUUAUUAUUAUAAUUAUUAUCAGGAUGCGUUUUCAAGCGGGGGAUUCUCUUGGGUGCUGUUUAUUAGUGUGUAUGAGAACUUGGCGUGUGCGCGCGUGAGUUUCGGAUCACAAAGUGAAGGUUGUUUGGCUUCUAUAAAAGCUUCGGCUUUGUCAUUGUCUCGGAACUUUUAUUUUGCGGUCUUGAACGCCCACGCCUCAAAAGACUGGACCCCAAUAAAGACUACAGCAUCACAACUUCA